This is a messenger RNA of Hansenula anomala, 252 nucleotides long. It is a transcript of the gene MCO12, whose product is annotated as Mco12p. Lineage: Eukaryota; Fungi; Ascomycota; Saccharomycetes; Phaffomycetales; Wickerhamomycetaceae. The coding region runs from base 1 to 252 and encodes 83 amino acids. The record is from RefSeq and is a predicted model, not a curated record. Gene Ontology annotation, cellular component: cytoplasm. The transcript has 3 exons.
AUGAGUAUUGGUAAAUUGGUGCAUUAUUCCGUUGAUUUGGUUCUUAUUUCCAUGUUAUUGGCUUCAGUAAGAAGAAACACAGGUUUAGUUCUCUUGUACCAAGGUUCAGACUUGAGAAAGUACAUUUCCAAAUAUUUGGCUUUUGGUGAACAAGCAUACGAUUAUUUCGUGUCCUUUAUCCGUCACUCUGGCUAUUUUGGAACACCUGGGAUCUUUGACAGAGAUCUCAGAGAUCUUGAUGGCCAAAAUUGA